GAUAAAAUUUGCAAUAUAUUCUUUAUAGAAUGAAAGCAAUUCUCCUGCUUUUCAUCUCUGCGACGUCUAUAAAGACGCAAGAGUUAUGGAAUCAAUACCCAGAAUCAAACGGAAAAUACAUCGUUCCAUAUAAGUUCACCGGCGCCUACGAUCCUGAAGAACGAUCGAUGAUCGAGACUGCUAUGCGAAAGAUUGCUGACAACACUUGUGUUGAAUUUAGACCUCGCACCAACGAAGAAGAAUUCGUAGAGAUAGUCAACCAGAGAGACGGAUCAUGCAGUGCAAAUGUGGGAAGAAGUGGGGAAAACAGGAUAUAUCUCGAGUCGAACGAAAAUGUAAAAUGUAUAGACUCUAAAAUUGUAAUGGUGAUGCUUCUGCAUAGUUUGGGACUGUGGGGCGAGCAUCAGCGAGCAGAUAGGGAUAAGUACAUCAAGAUACAUUUCGAAAAUAUCGCAGAUCAAAGAGAGGGUUUCUUCGUAGCAGAGAUCGGUUCAACGAAGAAGUAUCUCAGCGUUCCUUACGACUAUUUGUCCAUUAUGCAUAAUUCAAAAGAUGCUUACGCAAGGCCAGGCACAGUUGCCAUCGAGACUCUCGAUCCUGCUUAUCAGGAUCAGAUUGGUACGGCAACGGAACCCUCACUUCGGGAUUAUGAAAAGAUCAAUCUCCUCUACCAGUGCAACAAUCUGAAGAUCACACCUGGCACCGUUUCGUUUUACGCAUAAAGCAUGGAAAUCGACUAAGUUGCAAACCUAUUAUUUGCCAAGAAACCUCUCAAAAGCUGGAAGGUUUUUUUAUCACAAAU
This is a messenger RNA of Cylicocyclus nassatus, 802 nucleotides long. The record is from the annotation of a GenBank genome assembly. Lineage: Eukaryota; Metazoa; Nematoda; Chromadorea; Rhabditida; Strongylidae.